AUGGCUAGUUUACCAGAAAAUAUAAAUGAAAAUACUGAAACAACAGCAGAAACCACCAUAGUUGGUGAUGCUAUUGAUUCUGCUGGAAUUGCUACAAAAAAUGUAGUAGAUUCUUGUCAUCCUUUCUACAUCCAUCUCUUGGAUUAUCCAGGGAUGAGUCUAGUUUCCAUUGUGUUUGAUGGAAGAAGAUAUGGUGGCUGGAGAAGAGCAGUCAUCAUAGCCCUUUCAGCCAAGAACAAGUUGGGAUUCACUGAUGGAUCACUAGCUGUUCCCACAUCUGAUUCAGCACUUCUGAAAGCUUGGAUUAGAUGUAAUGACAUGGUCUUGUUAUGGCUCCUUAAUUUACUCUCUAAGGAGAUUGCUGAAAGUGUCUUGUACUUAGUUAAUGCCAAAAGCCUCUGGAAAGACCGCGAAGACAGAUUUUGUCAAGCAUCUGGUGCUAAACUAUUUCAAUUACAAAAGGAACUCAAUGCUUUUGUUCGAGGAAAUACUAGCAUUUCAACUUAUUUCACUAAAAUAAAGAGUUUGUGGGAUGAACUAGAUGCCCUUAACACUUUUUCCAGUUGCUCUUGUGAGUGUAUUUGUGGUGCAAAGAAGAAACGUGUCAAGGCUCAUGAAGAUGAAAGACUGCUUCAGUUCCUAAUGGGAUUAAAUGACACAUUCAUAGGGGUUAGAAGAAAUAUUCUCAUGUCUUCUCCCCUACCCAGUAUUGGUCAAGCUUACCCACUUAUUGUUCAAGAUGAAAAAUAA
Messenger RNA from Lycium barbarum (goji berry), 750 nucleotides. RefSeq lists its product as uncharacterized. Bases 1 to 750 code for a protein of 249 amino acids. The record is from RefSeq and is a predicted model, not a curated record. The transcript has a single exon. NCBI's taxonomy places the organism in Eukaryota, Viridiplantae, Streptophyta, Magnoliopsida, Solanales, Solanaceae.